Molecule: messenger RNA, 1948 nt
Organism: Etheostoma spectabile (orangethroat darter)
Lineage: Eukaryota; Metazoa; Chordata; Actinopteri; Perciformes; Percidae
Gene: asah1b
Product: N-acylsphingosine amidohydrolase (acid ceramidase) 1b
Exons: 14
Coding region: 188-1366 (392 amino acids)
Biological process (GO): fatty acid metabolic process
Cellular component (GO): lysosome
Molecular function (GO): N-acylsphingosine amidohydrolase activity; fatty acid amide hydrolase activity
Source: RefSeq, a predicted model, not a curated record
GAAUAACCACUGGUGUAUUUUUACACAAGGUGUUUUAUGUCCCUUUAAGAGCUUCCGGUUUGCCCUCUCUUGCAUAAAAGGCAUGUGACUGUCACAACUCACGAGAUAAACAGUAGCAGCUUCCGCAGUAAACUUCAUGUGUUAACCGCCGCUGGACGAGCAGCAGUCUGGGUGAAAUUCUUCAAAAAUGGGCCACUGUGUUUUCCUCGUUUUAGCGGCUUUGUUUUCCGUCACAUCGACCCAGUUCAUCCCACCGUACACAGAAGAAUGUCGGACAGAAAUGUAUCCACCAAACGGUCCCACGUUCAGAGGAGCUGUCGGUUGGUACACAGUGGACCUCGACUUACCGCCUCGCAAGAGAUGGACCGAUAUAAUCACUGCCAAAAAAACUGAUCUGGUCAACAUGAUCCAGGCCAUCCGAGACUUGGCUAAUGCGUUUGUGCCCAGUGGAAGGCUGAUAGAGCUGGUUGACAUUACGCUGCCUCUGAUGGUGGACACUCUUCCAAGCCCUUUUGGUGAGGAAAUCAAAGGAAUUGCAGCUGUUUCAGAGAUUCCUCUUGGUGAAGUUGUCUUGUUCAACAUCUUCUACGAGGUGUUCACUGUGUGCACAUCAGUUAUUGCAGAAGACAAUAAAGGUAACCUCAUUCAUGGUAGAAAUCUGGAUUUUGGAUUAUUUAUGGGCUGGGAUGUGAAAAACAAGUCAUGGAUCAUUAGUGAGAAGCUGAAGCCUCUGGUUGUGAACCUCGACUUCAAGAGAAAUAAUCAGACCGUCUUCAAGUCUACAAACUUUGCUGGAUAUGUUGGCAUGCUGACUGGCGUCAAGCCUCACAUGUUCACUCUGACCAUGAAUGAGCGCUUUAGUCUCGAUGGAGGUUACAUUGGAAUCCUGGAGUGGAUCUUGGGGAAGAGAGAUGGGAUGUGGAUGAGCUUCCUCACUCGCUCAGUCCUAGAGAAUGCAAACAGCUAUGAGGAAGCCAAAAGUCGCCUGUCUCAGACCAAGCUGCUGGCCCCAGCUUACUUCAUCCUCGGAGGAAACCAGACCGGCCAGGGCUGCAUCAUCACACGAUCCAGACUGCUCAGCAUCGAUCUCUUGGAGAUUGACCUGAAUCUGGGCCGCUGGUAUGUCCUGGAGACAAACUACGAUCAUUGGAAGGAGCCUUUGUUCCUGGAUGAUCGCAGAACUCCUGCCAUGAGGUGCAUGAACCAGACCACACAGACAAAUAUUACACUGAAGACCAUGUAUGAUGUCCUCUCCACCAAACCAGUGCUAAACAAGUUGACUACAUACACAACACUGAUGCAAGUGUCUGAGGGAAAACUGGAGUCGUAUAUCCGCGACUGCCCCAAUCCCUGCAUGCCCUGGUAACGCUGCAUCCACUGAACCUUGAUCAGUUUGUUAAUGCCUAUCUGCAUGGAGAAGCUGUGAUAAAGACAAGCUUCGCUGAUCUUGGGACAUAAGUAGAAUUUAUUCCUUUUAACUGUUUGCACAGCUAUCAAAUCACAUGAGCCAAAGUUUAUCUUUAUAUUUGUGUUUUGGUUUUCAGCUUUGAAAAUACUGAAUGUUUUGAUUGUUUUUUUCUGUAAUAAGGAAAAUGUACAAAAGUGAAUCAAACUGGUAAAUGUUGUCCCGAUGUGUUAGUUGCAUAGUGAGUCCAUCAGUGAUCUCAACAUGGGCAUAGGAACCCCUGAGAUAAAGGCUUGUGUGUAAUUCAAUUAAUGCAAAAUAUGGUUACAAUCUUUAGUUAAAAUUCUCAAAUCCGCUCAACAUUUAGGCCUUCUUCAUUAGGUUCUGUCUUUGAAUCCAGGUCCAUGUCAAAACGUUGAACCAGGUUAGUUAGUUACUGUCUCACCACAUAAUCACUGACCGUUUUACACACUGAUACUGACAAAUGUACCUUGUGGAUGACUUUUUGUUUUGUUUUUUUAAAGAUGGUUAAUAAAAUUAUUC